AGAAUAGAGAUUAUCAAAACCGCUUUUCCUUUACCUUUUCUUGUUAGUCCAACACUUGGUCUUUACGCUUCAACAGUUGGAUCGUCGGAGAAAAUGGACAAAUUUAGCAACCGAUUCAAUAACCGGCGAGUCCAACUCAACGAUUCAAAGCCUCGAUUCGACGACCACAUCGACAGCGAACCUCAGCCGUCCGAUGAUAAUCCGUCGCAGAAUCUGGAGCCUUUCAUGGGGGUCAAAGUUCGAAGGUUAGCUUCCUUUCACAGAGAUUAUCGAGGUGAUUAUCUUGAUGUUUCCUCAAAUCCUUACCUCUUGAAGAUUCUCGAUAAACAAGGUGACAGGCAAGUUCUCUUUGCUGAUAAAGUUUUAAAGUUCACUAGUACUGGAAAGAUGAAGAGGCGCAUAUUGAUAGUGACAGACUUCGCUCUUUAUGUGAUCGAUCCUGAUACUUAUGCCCUUAAAAGGCGAAUAGCCCUUGCAGCAGUGGAGAAGCUAUAUCUGAGCAAAUUAUGUGAUAAUUUCCUUGCCAUCAUCAUUCCAACAGAGUAUGAUAUCCUGAUGGCAAGCACUAGAAAGAAUGAAAUUGUUACUAUCUUGGUGGAUGCUUCAAAGAGUACUUCUAACUUUGAGAUUGAUGUGAUUUUCAAGAACAGGUUUGAGUAUAAUCCAGCUGCUGAUUUCGUGAAGGAGGUUCAUUUUGAGGAAGUUGAAGGUGGUGUAAAGACGCGGAUUUUACGCAAGCCUGAAGAGGAUUAAGUUUGGCGUAGUAAGACCUGUUUUCAGUGUUCCUGAUAUAUUGGUGUAUCCGUGUAUGAUAACUUUUCUCGGGUAUUAUGCCAAGUCCUGCAUGAACCAUCCAGGUCUUCUAUACGGAAACCUUAAUAGUACAUAACUUGUAAUCAUGUACAUUAAUCUUUGCAUUUCUCUGAUGUUUUUUCAGCUUUAAUUUCUUUAAAUCUUUUGUUUUUUCUGCGAAAAAUUUAGAUGAUCCAAAUGUGUGUAGAUGUAGUCCAAAAUUCAUCAGAAUUCUAUGUAAGUUUCCAGUAUUCAAGAGAUUGUCCUUCGGUUGUGUACUUUAA
Messenger RNA from Beta vulgaris subsp. vulgaris (sugar beet), 1076 nucleotides. RefSeq lists its product as uncharacterized. Gene Ontology annotation, cellular component: myosin complex. NCBI's taxonomy places the organism in Eukaryota, Viridiplantae, Streptophyta, Magnoliopsida, Caryophyllales, Amaranthaceae. The transcript has 4 exons. Bases 94 to 753 code for a protein of 219 amino acids. The record is from RefSeq and is a predicted model, not a curated record. Gene Ontology annotation, molecular function: cytoskeletal motor activity.